AUGCUCACCGCCGUUUGGCCAGCUCCGUCAGCUCAACGAACUCAGCCUGCUCAGCUCCAGCUGCUCACACCCGGUUCGGCCAGCUCCGUCAGCUCGCUCGCCUCCAGAUGCUCACCGCCGUUUGGCCAGCUCCGUCAGCUCAAAGAACUCAGCUUGCUCAUCACCUUGUUUCAGCCAGCUCUAUCAGCUCAAAACCUCACCCCACCAGACGGCAACUUCAGAAGGACUCAACACAAAAAGAAGAGCCAUACCGGGCUUCCCUACCAUAACAAUCAGACCCAGCCUGCCCGGAUUGUCCAUCAACAACAACUCCUCCGGCUCGUCACUUGA
Molecule: messenger RNA, 330 nt
Organism: Puccinia triticina
Lineage: Eukaryota; Fungi; Basidiomycota; Pucciniomycetes; Pucciniales; Pucciniaceae
Exons: 2
Coding region: 1-330 (109 amino acids)
Source: RefSeq, a predicted model, not a curated record